Molecule: messenger RNA, 510 nt
Organism: Caenorhabditis elegans
Lineage: Eukaryota; Metazoa; Nematoda; Chromadorea; Rhabditida; Rhabditidae
Exons: 3
Coding region: 1-447 (148 amino acids)
Source: RefSeq, marked reviewed
AUGCAAUUAUCCCGCGCUCUAUAUCGAAAUCUCAACACACGUCAUUGGAAUCGUCGUAUUUGGGAGGUCGGAUACCGAGGACCGAUUCUUCCUCAACAAAAAGCCACCGGACGUCCAGACUAUCCAGUUUCCGCAAAUCGCGUCAAUAUUCUACGGGAGAGGCUUGCCAGAGAGCAAAUUGUGAUGAAUCUUCUCACUCGCCCGUAUUCGACAGCGUAUGCAGAACUGACGUAUCUGGAAACUGAAAAGAAUGUGAAAUCGUUGGAAGAACUGCGAGCAAAAGAAUACAAAAAGCUUGAUGAACAGCGAAUGCCCGGAAAACCAAAAAAUACGGAAGGUUCCAAGUCGACUAUCAGGAAGAAAGCUAAUGUUGGAAAUCUUCUUCAUACCCACACAACUGUUGAAGAUUCUUUAGCUGGAUUGGCGGCAAGAAAACGAUGGGACUGAGCGAAUCUUUUAAUUGUUGUAAUUAUAGUUUUGUUGUAGUGAACAAUAAAAACCUUUAAAAUU